UCGACAGUUAUGCUUAAUGCAUCAGUGAACUUUAUAUAUUGCAGUACAAAUACUGUCAUGGUUCUGCUGUAUCAGCAUCUGAUACAGAUUAAAUAAACCGCAGUAUGGCUAUUGCAAAAAAAUAUUCUUUGCUUAAGUGGUGAACUAAUACAUUUAAGUGAGUUUGACAUUACAGCAGCACACAUCUAUAAUGUUUCUGAAACUGGAUAGGGAGCAUCAGCACUGACUCAAUUGAUCUAGGGGUCGUAUUGACAGUUUAACAUCCAAAGGUGAGAAUGUAAACAUGCCGAUGUGGGUGUGACUGGAGUUUAGGUAGGCGUGUGAAUAGUGGACAGGAACAAAUGCUCUGGGGAAGAGACAGGGAACAAUAGUGCCCUUUGGAACAGGCAUGACUCACGCAUGAAGGACUAUCUUUCAUAAGAGAAAGUACAGAGUCCCAUUAAAGGACACCUGAGAAAGGAACCAAAAACUCACCCAGGACCACCAAAGCACUGAUCUCAGCUAUGCCAGGUCAGUAGAAAAUGAUCAUUGUCAGUGUAAACGAUUAUUUAGCAAAAGGAGAAAAUUAGUGAUAAUCCUUAUAAUAUUUAACUGUGUUUAACCACUGGACCUGCUUUAAAUGACUUUGGAGCUCCAGUCAAUGAUUUAGUUUUUGAAGUGUUUCAGAUUAAUUUGUUACUUUCUGCCAGAUGUAAAAAAGCAUUUAACUGCUAGCACUCUCUCUCUGUUAAUUUGAAAGUAAGUGGUGUGGGUGCACUUACUUUAAUUACAAAGAUCAGCAAUGGAAGAUUUUGUUAUGCAUAUUAGGGGUCAGGUGGGUUUUCUCCUGCUCUAUUUAUUUAUUUUUGACCAUAGACUGUAGAAUUCUUAUGCACAAAGUAUAUAUUUAUACAUAAAUACUACAUGUGUUUGCUAAAAAAAAAAAAAAAAUCAAGAUAUACAGCGACUCCCUUUUUUGUUUUUCUCUCAUCUUCUAUUUUGUAAAGGUGCAUAUUAUUCUGAGCAUCUCUUUGGUAUUAUUUAUCUUCCUGUCUUGUUUAAUCAGUAAAAAGUAAAUUUUUCUCAUACUGAGUCACUGAAUGGCUGUCAGCAGUUUCUUUGUUUAUUAGACACAGCUACAUUGCUUAACCUUGUUCUUAUCUUUUGCCCUUCAUUGCCGGGCCAGCAGUGUUUUCUUAUCAACAAUGCAGCUCAGAAUGCACUCUCUGAGCAUGUAGCAGCUGUUCUUCUACGUCUUACAAAGCAGAAUUUGAAACUCUUUGUAAAUAAGGUCAGAUUGCCCAUUUUGCAGCACAGCUGUGAUGUUGUUAAUGUUAAUAAUGCAAGUUAUCAAUAAACCCUCAAAAUUGUGUCAGCAGCACAAGCAAAGCCCAAUUUCAUUUAGAAAAAUGGACACAUAAUUGGUGGCCACAUCCAUCUUUAAGCAUCAAUCCUUAAAACAAGACUGAUGAUUGGUGUCAGAUUCUUUGUGGCUUGUUCUCUCUCAUGGUCCAUUUCUGUAUUUAAUCUGUGUGCUUCUGGCCACGCCACUGUCCAGAUAUAGAUAGAUAGAUAGAUAGAUAGAUUUCAAAGAGGGUGCUAAAUUAUAUUUCCUCUGUUAACUAGAAAAGAAGUAAUAAACUGAUGAAUGAACUGUUGAAUGAAAUGUCUGCCCACUGACUCUCAGAGGCACCAUUGUUCAUUAUUCACACUUAAACUGCAGUGAGCCCAUUGUAGCAUGUGAACAUACAGAAAGACAAUGUGUAAUAUCACUGUAUUACAAAUAAAAGAAGAUUCAUCUCAGCCCCAUUGAGAAAUGUUGUUUCCAUAGCAACAGGGGAAGAACGAUGGUUAAGCCAGAGAGACAUAGAGAGGGAGUGCACUUCUUUAUAAAGAAAGAGGUAAAAGAGAAACACAUUUUCACUGUGUUUGUGUGUGUACGCAUGGUCACAAAAGACAGGGAGGGCAGUUCAAGACGACAAGAAGCUGGCUGUCCAUCCAUUGAUUUCCUUCACAUUCAUUCAAGUGUUUCCCCUUUAUUUUCUGUCAGAUGCAUGAAGGGGCAUCAACGCCGGCGGCUUAACCACCUCCUCAUCUCCAUAUUCUCCUCCUCCUCUCAAUAUCCAAUCUCCUUCAGCGCUCCACCACAUCACUCAUAUAGUCUUUCCCCACAACACCCACACAAACACAGGCACACACAUUCCCUCUCCAUUCUCUCUCUCUCAUACACUCCCUCCUGCCUAGAGAUCUGAAGAUGUGACUGAGGCUGGUUUGUAAUCAGAUGAAAGACGAGUAUAAUGCCGAAGCUCCCUCCAUCUUUUUCACUGCUGGAGUGGGGAUGCUGAAGGAGAGGACAAGGGCCAGGAUGGUGACGUGUGACUGAGAGAUCUGUGCUGACGGAGAUUCUGCCUUUUAUAAGGACCUGGACUGACGCUGUACUUUUGGGAGUCUGGGAUGACCACAGAGAGUGGACGGGUGAAGACAGGGCUGAGAGGACAUCACAGGGAGCUUCAUCUGUGACUGGGACAAAAGCAGAUAUCCAAUGGCAGAGGCUGGGCACACUGUGUCAUUCCCAUCAGGGGACACAAUCCCCUCAGACCCUUUUGUCACAGUUGAGUGCAGUUCAGCAGAGGUGAAGCCUGAAGAUGCACCCCUGAAGAGCUCCAAUGAAGCAUCAUACUCCUCAAAAGACCUCAAGGAUGGCAGCCAGGUUGAUCAACAAGAUGCAAGUGGUCACGGUAUUGCUGAGACCCACAUGUCUGACGAUGUGUGUUUAAAGUCACUGAGCGAUCAGAAUAAACAUACAUGUAGCUGUUCACUAACAGUGCACGGGGAACAUGUCUUAUCUCCUCACAAGGACCUAAAAGAGCACAGUCCGUUAUCAAUACAGAGAGGCCACUCAGACAGCUUGCAGAUUUUUAAAGAGGCUGACGCUUCUCCUCUCUACUGUGAAACGGAUGCGUCUUUUUGCCAAGGACGAGACCAGGAUGUUUGUAUGCAGUCAUUUCCUUCUUUAGUGUGUAAACAGGCCAUGCCGCUUCAGCAGAGCAAUACGGUGACCACGUCCACCAGAGCAGGAAGCAGUGGAUCGGCCAGCCCAACUCAACCAGCCAAACAUGGCUUCAUUCAGAUCUGUGAAGUCAUUCCAGAGUCCACCUGCCCCAAAUUCAAAGAAGCUGUUUGUUGUAACACACACUUCCCCAACGGAGCUGUCGAGGACACUUUUGCGGCAUAUUGCCACCCGCAACCAAUUCCUGCUCCGGCACAGCUGCUUCCGCACUUAGUAGGAAUGGAGGAGAGCUACAAGGGCCAAGUAUCAGCAGGCAACCUGCUCGCUCUCCCUCGGCUCAUAUCUUCCGUCAGUGAGACCGGAUUGAACGGUAAGCGACUCCUUCACUGCUACAAUCUGGACUGCUCUUGGCCUGGUCCGUUCCAUCCAGUUGGUGCCCAACAGUGGGUGGAUGAAAAGACCAAGAGGGAAGUGGGGACCAUGACCGCAGAAAAAGAACUGAGAGAUGUAGGAGUACAAGUGGGUCAGGACUCUGAGGAGCAUCCCCAGCACGUGUUCCCAGAAGUGUGCCUGGUGGAAGAGAAGACAAACGCGAGUGGCAAAGUGGCGUCAAAGAGUCAAAAGUCUCCUGUGAAGGAGGUGAAAUGGGAUGCGGAGGGCAUGACCUGGGAGGUGUACGGAGCCUCAGUUGAUCCUGAGGAACUCGGACUUGCAAUUCAGAAACAUCUGGAGGUACAAAUCAAAGAGACUAAGGGAAUAGCGGCGAAACUCUCACGCCAGAACACGAUAACAUCCCAAUACAGCUCAGGAUCAACCCAGAGGAGAAAAAAGGGCUUGUUUGGGUUGCUGCGCCGCCCGGGCUGCUGUUCUCGCACCACAGGUGCAGUGGACUAAAGGACCUACAUGAGUGAGACCCCAAAUAGACAUUUCAAAUACUCUUGGGUAUAAAUUUGACAGCCAAGUAAAGAUUAAAAAUUGGGAUUUUUUUUCAAAAGUACUUUCUUUUUGUCCUUGUAUAACAGAACUGGGUAAUACAUUUCAGAAAAAUCAUGACUUCCUUUCAUUUUUAACACCUCACUUAAAUGCUGUAGUAGUUUCCUCAGUGGGUUAAGAACUCUUUUAUAAUUUAUGGAAAGAUUGUGGGUUAUUUUAUAAGUCAACUGCUCUUUGGUUUUUGUUUUCCAUCAGCAAAUCAUAAUGAUUAUGACUAAGUUCCUGUCUUGCAUUAGUCUAUGUGGAAACGUCCAUUGAAUGAAAAACUUUUAUUGUUUAAUUCCGUGGAAGCACUGUGAUGGAGGUUUAGAGAAUACUGUAACUGUGGCGCUGACUGUGGGUCGAAACAUGACAGUAAGACAGACGGUAUCACAAAUAUGUGUAAAUACUUUUACAAAUAAAACACUAUUUACAAUACAAUACCAUUCAAAA
Molecule: messenger RNA, 4414 nt
Organism: Carassius carassius (crucian carp)
Lineage: Eukaryota; Metazoa; Chordata; Actinopteri; Cypriniformes; Cyprinidae
Exons: 3
Coding region: 2522-3883 (453 amino acids)
Biological process (GO): neuron projection development
Cellular component (GO): plasma membrane
Source: RefSeq, a predicted model, not a curated record